AUGAAUUUUGGUAUAUUUAACUAUCCAGUGGUGGUAUACACCAGUGGUUUGCAGAUCUAUUUGUUGCAGUAUGAUGUUAAUUUUGUGUAUGUGAAAUUUGGGAUGUUAAAUAUCACAGCUUAUGAAUCAUCUUCCAGUGCAUUGACACUUGUGCAGCAGCGGUCUCCGGGCAUGAUGGUGGCAUAUGCUAAGAACAUAGCAAAUUUUGCAGCUGCUAAUGGAAAGAAGCAUGUCGUCAUACUUUCCAGCUUAGAUUUUGGUGGUUUGCAGAUCUAUUACUUAUCUAGUUCCAAUUUGGAUGGAACUGAUGCUGCAUGUGAAAGCCUUGGGUGGAAAAGACAGCAAGAUUAUGAUCCUGCCCUGAGAACGUGGAAGUAUCUUGAUACAUUAGCUCAAGAAGUGCCCGUACCUGAAGAAGAUUCUCCUUUGGAGGAACUGGGUGAUGAAGAUUACUAUCCAAGUUUGCCUUUUGCUGCACUCUUUUCAUGCUUUAAGGCUAAAGGGUUAAAGGUUACUUGCUUGUUCUGUUACUGCUCGGAGGGAGACAAUAUACCUGAAGCUUUCUCAAUGGCUGAGGCAGCAAGCAAACUUGUUGGAUUGAAUGACUUUCUGGGCGAUGACAGUGGUGCUGGUAAAUGGAUCGCACCGUACUCAUGGCAGAGCGUAUACGGUCCCCCAGCAGACAUGACUCUUUUCUAG
This is a messenger RNA of Salvia miltiorrhiza (redroot sage), 699 nucleotides long. RefSeq lists its product as uncharacterized. Gene Ontology annotation, biological process: proteasome assembly. The coding region runs from base 1 to 699 and encodes 232 amino acids. Gene Ontology annotation, cellular component: cytosol; nucleus. The transcript is spliced from 5 exons. The record is from RefSeq and is a predicted model, not a curated record. Lineage: Eukaryota; Viridiplantae; Streptophyta; Magnoliopsida; Lamiales; Lamiaceae.